GAGGGCGCCGCGAGGUUGGCGCGGCCAUCGGUGCCAUCGCUGCGAGCACACGGGGCUCGGUGCCGGGGGAAUGGGGUGGCGGCUUUACCCCCGCUGAGGUAACGCUGAUCGUAGAAUCAUAGACUAGUCAGGGUUGGAAGAUUCCUUCAUAUGCUGAGGGCUCCAGAACUGGACACAAUCCUCCAGAUGAGGUCUCCCAAGAGAGGAACAGAGGGGCAGAAUCCCCUCCCUCGCCCUGCUGUAACCCUGAAGAAGCGACUUUUGAGGACCAAGGCCCUGUGACGUCACGAGUGUUUUGAAACCCCGUUUGGCUGUGAUUUCGGAGUGAAUCCUUCCAAGUGCUCUUUUUCCCCUGCAGUAACUCUCGCAGCGGCCGUCUGCCCGUGGAGGUUUGGAACGCAGAGACAGAGAGACCUGCUGUGGCCGCAGAUCACAAUGUUCCUGGUUGGACUCUCGGGUGGAAUCGCGUCGGGGAAGAGCACGGUGGUGGCUGUUCUCCAGGAGGUGGGCUGUGCUGUGAUUGAUGCUGAUGUUAUUGCCAGAGAGGUGGUGCAGCCCCACUCCAAGGCCCAUCGGCACAUAGUGCGUUGCUUUGGCACCGAGAUCCUCUUGGAGAACGGAGAGAUAAAUCGUGAGGCUCUAGGAAACAUUAUCUUCUCCCAGCCGGAGAAACGGCAGCUGCUGAACCACAUCACGCACCCGGAGAUCCAAAAGGAGAUGCUGAAGCAGAUCCUCAAGUACUUUUUGCUCGGGUACCGCUACGUGAUCCUUGACAUCCCUCUGCUCUUCGAGACCAACAGAUUGACCAAGUUUAUGAAAUACACCAUCCUGGUUUAUUGCGACCCUCCGACACAGCUUUCCCGGCUGAUGAAGAGGAACGGGCUGUCCCAGGCGCAGGCAGAAGCUCGCAUCGCCUCUCAGCUACCGCUGGACGAGAAGCGCAAAUUAGCGACUCACGUCAUUGACAACUCUGGGGACCGGGAGAGCACACGCCAGCAGGUCCUGAGGCUGCACGCACGCCUGGAGGAUUCCCUGGAUUUCCUCUGGGCACGGCUGGUGCUGGGCACGGCUGUUGUGGGGUUUGGAGGGCUGGUUUACCUCCUCCUCCGGCAUUUCAGCUCUUAAUCCACCUUCUCUUUCUGGCGUGGAAGAGGCCUGAAAUUCCACGUUUGAAAAGGGCAGUGAAAGGCCACCUCUUUUAAUGAGCUUUGCCUGCUGAAUGCAGACAGUGGGAUGAGGCGUCUCCUUGCAGGCUUCCCAAGGUGAACGUAGGGGUUUUUUUUCCAACACCUUCUCCCAUCUCCUUUCUUCCUGCUCAGGUUUCUCCCCACCAGCCGUGCCCAUGGGAUGGGGCUGUUCCCCAUGCGUGGCUGCAGCCCGCAGAGGGGAUGAGGCCUUGUUACCCCUGUGGGUCUGUAUGGUGGGACUUCACUGGAUUUGGGCACUUUAGCAUCUUCCAGGACAAUCUCUUUACUGAGGUGGCCUCUCAAGUCCUGUUUCUGCUACCAGGUUGGUCCCCUUCUAGCUCACAGCCCCAGUUAAUCCGAAUUUAGCCAUGACAUAUCAUGUUGAUUGAAUGGAAGCAAAUUAAAUCUUCCUGGGAGGACAGCACCUCAUUUCACAUGGGCUGAGUGUCCACUUCACUUCUCCCCUCAUUCCUGCCCUCUCUUUCUGCCACCAUCACUUGUGGGUCACCCUUGUCUUUGGAUCUGUGGGUCCGAUAUGUCCCUGGAGCAGGCUGAGACCCCAGACCUGCCUCGCUGAAGCUCAUUUACUGCUGUUUGAGCUUUCCUUCCUGGCAUUUUCCCCGCGGGAGAGCACGGGUCGGGGCGAAGCGGGUGCUGGCUCUUCACAUUUGGUUUAAUAAAGCGCUAACCAGC
Molecule: messenger RNA, 1880 nt
Organism: Cuculus canorus (common cuckoo)
Lineage: Eukaryota; Metazoa; Chordata; Aves; Cuculiformes; Cuculidae
Gene: DCAKD
Product: dephospho-CoA kinase domain containing
Exons: 6
Coding region: 436-1125 (229 amino acids)
Biological process (GO): coenzyme A biosynthetic process
Molecular function (GO): ATP binding; dephospho-CoA kinase activity
Source: RefSeq, a predicted model, not a curated record